AUGCCAGGUCUGCAGUACACGCGCUUCCCAAACCUCUACACGGCUAGCAGCCCCGUGGUCCACGGAGAUGGGUUGACAGAAGCUCAUAUUGGCGGCUUACGCUUCCCCGAAGAAAUAAUCCACAUCUCCUGGGCUGUUCUGCUCCGGUCUUAUACGGGCAGUGAGGAGCUGGUAUUCCUGACAGAAGACUGCGCCAUCCGAGUUGAUGCCCGCAGUUGGGUCGUCGAACGGAUUUCCGGAGAGCAUGAGUAUGCGAGCCCAGAAGAAGCCGAUGUCACUGGAGUAUUCCGGAAGGAAGUAAGUCAAGCCUGUCUACGAACAGCUAUCGAGUAG
Messenger RNA from Coniosporium apollinis CBS 100218, 333 nucleotides. RefSeq lists its product as uncharacterized. Bases 1 to 333 code for a protein of 110 amino acids. Lineage: Eukaryota; Fungi; Ascomycota; Dothideomycetes. The transcript has a single exon. The record is from RefSeq and is a predicted model, not a curated record.